This is a messenger RNA of Perca flavescens (yellow perch), 5216 nucleotides long. It is a transcript of the gene mafk, whose product is annotated as v-maf avian musculoaponeurotic fibrosarcoma oncogene homolog K. NCBI's taxonomy places the organism in Eukaryota, Metazoa, Chordata, Actinopteri, Perciformes, Percidae. Gene Ontology annotation, biological process: regulation of transcription by RNA polymerase II. Bases 322 to 804 code for a protein of 160 amino acids. The record is from RefSeq and is a predicted model, not a curated record. Gene Ontology annotation, molecular function: DNA-binding transcription factor activity, RNA polymerase II-specific; RNA polymerase II cis-regulatory region sequence-specific DNA binding. Gene Ontology annotation, cellular component: nucleus. The transcript is spliced from 4 exons.
UCGGUGACGUGAGUGCUUGCGGAAGCAGAGCGUGGAAUGUUGGUACAUUGUUGUUGUUUUGUAGUUGAUUUAGUACGAGGAUACACCGCUGCUGUCUGCUGGACGCUUUAUACCAAUUGUGUCAAGUUACUUCGCCGCCUGUAACGGAAACCUACUCCGACAGUUUUUUACGCAUCACGGUCCACAGAUAUCUGCGUCCACAGAGGGCGUUUCCAUGGCAGCAGUCGAGCAUGGAACAGUGCACUCGUAGUCAGGCUGGUCUGCAGGUCCUGAAAUGGAGCCUUGGGUGUGUCUUCUGUGAGAUUCUGGCCAGUUGUCUGCAUGCAGGGAAUGACGACUCAUUUUAAGACGAGCAAAGCUUUAAAGGUCAAGAAGGAGGUGGGUGAGAAUGCCCCGGCGGUCAGCGACGAUGAGUUGGUGGCCAUGUCCGUGCGGGAGCUCAACCAGCACCUGCGUGGGCUGACCAAGGAUGAUGUUGCGAAGUUGAAGCAGCGGCGACGGACCCUGAAAAACCGGGGCUACGCUGCCAGCUGCCGCAUCAAACGUGUCACCCAGAAGGAGGAGCUGGAGAGACAAAAGACAGAGCUGCAGCAUGAGGUAGACAAGCUGGCCCGCGAGAAUGCUAGCAUGAGGUUGGAGCUGGAUGCCCUGCGAGCCAAGUAUGAGGCCCUGCAAUGUUUUGCCCGGUCUGUGACCCGCGGGCCCCUCUCUCCAGGCAAGGUGGCCACCACCAGCGUCAUCACCAUUGUCAAGUCCGCCAACCGCAACAACUCCAGCCCGUCCCCGUUCUCAACUCUCUCCUAGUGUUGACAGGACUGGGCUCUCCUUCUGCCUGGUCCUUCCCGGUUCCAACCCAGCCUGAACCCACGAAUCCUGUUCUGAAAGGACCCUCAGUAGUAAGACUGAGGGAUGGAAUACGAUGGCAAGCUCUAUGUGAUGUUAUGCUGCAUUCACAACUCUGUCUCCCUAUUUCUGUCUCUCUUACACAAUCUACAUUGUCUGUGCACUGUGCAACCCACCAUCCCCCCAGCACUGGCAGGGUACUGGGCCUCGGUGACCCUUCUUCCAUGACUGUUAGCAGAGAUUUGCUUUUUACUCCAGUGUAAAAAAGUAUUUGACAUGCCUUAAUGUGGCAGCAUUGGCCUGGGACUGCUCUUAUGCUAUGGAGCAUAAAACUUGAGAUUUAAAUAGUACAUAUGUGACAGUAAAGCUAUUUGCAAAGCCUAUGCCAAAUCCCACUUUCUGUAUGUAGAAGUGUCUCAAUGUAAAUUGAGCCUUUGAAGCUUUUCCCUUCAAAUGAUCAAUACAAGUUCUUAUAGAAUACUAACAUGUAGUUUGACACAAAGACGAGGAUGUGUUGUUCCAGCCUUGAGAUUAGGUGGACGCCCCAUUAAAGCCAAUUACCAGAGGGCUCCAACCAGUUGCCUUUAGGAGCAGCCAAACAGAUGUUUUCACUGAUUAGUUCGUCUUCUCUUUUGGAAUAUUCUAAGCCGUGAAAUCACCUGUUGUAGUGUUUGUUUGGAGUUUAAACCUGCCUACACAUGGCUCUCUAUGGCCCAUUUGGAGAGCACUGCAUUAUAUAGUUUGAUAACUGACCAGUGUUCAGCUAAAGGCCUCUACUCGUGAUGCGCUAUUGUUCAUAUUUCUGUCUUGGUUAUGCAGUUUUACUCGGUGGUCAUACCAAAUAGCUGUUUUAGUAUUUAGGGAAAGUAAUGCCAGAGAACAGCAGUCAGUACACGCCAGUAAAGGCUUUCAUACUCCUGAUGGUCUAAUUUUGUUUUGAAGUAACAUUUAUUUACUUGUUUUAAAAGUUUAAAACUCAAUCAUUAGGCCAGAUUUUGUUUGCAAGUCUUUGCUAGACUAUAUCGACUCCACUUUUAAAAUAUUAUUACAAUAUGGCUAUUUGUGCCUUUUUUCGCCUACUGGCAACCGCACAAAGAUAAAAAAAAAAUUAAUAAUAAAAAAAAAAACAUUUCUCACAUAUACGUCAGGUAAAUCAGCUUUUAAAGAAUUUAAUUUGCUGUCAUUAGGGCUCAUCCAUGGAAGGCUUGAACUGUGCUAGUAGUUUGUUGAGAAAUUGCUGGUUUUGUCAGUGGGGCUGAAAAGUGUAUAGUUAGCUCUGUUGUAUAAGGUGUUCAACAGGUGCUGCAAUGUGAUUGUUGGUAUCUUAAUGGCCCUUUGACUAGAAAAAGUAUUCAUCUAAUAUUUUAAAAUGCAAAGGAGGUGAAUACUUGUUUUCCACAGAUUGAAAAUUAUAUUUGGUUGAACGGGUAGAUUUGGGAAGAGUAAAAUGUAGAGUUGGAAAGUGAUCUUUAGGCCAGAUUUAUUUGGAUUCAAAAGAUCGGAUAUUGUCCAGAGUCUAUCAUUAUAUAGCACUUAAAAUACUACUUUUAAGAUGCAGUAUAAAAAAAAAACUUACAUAGGCAACUGAUUCAAGAAUUGGAGAAGAUUACAGAAGGUAUUCUUGCAUUACUGAUGUUAUUUGGGCUUAAUUACAUGAUGAUUAAAUGUGGUGUGACCACCUACUGUAAGGUUAAGCCUAAUGCAACUAAUGAUGGUAUGCUCUCUGAUAUGUAUGCCACAGCACUUACUGGGUGAUGUUUUGCCUCUUUACUUUAUACGCCACUCUUUCGUAAGUAAUCCAUAUUGGAUAUAGUGAUAAUGAGAGCGGUCCUUACAAGUGAAAUGCAAUUCAACUUACUUCCUGUAUAUUACAGACUAACGAAAUGAUAAAGCUCCCACUGCCUCAGUUGUCACUUUACAUUCAGAACUCCGUCCAAAUAGAAAUCAUUCCUACUGCUGGGUCAUGAGAAGUGCUGCUGCUGGUGUUGGUAACUCUAAAACAGUAGCUAUUAACUUUGCUUUUGACACACUCUUUUACAAGAGAACUCCUGACGCCCAUCUCUAAAAACAGUGGUGUCAUGACAACUAAAUGCAUUAAACACCUUGCUCCUAUUGUACUUUUUCAGAUAUUUAAAUAUGAAAUUCACUUGAAAUCAAGUUGUUCUUACCGAUGAUCCAUUCCUAAUUUGGAGUGAAGUCAAUAGAGAUUGUUCAUGUCAGGAUUUUCUCUUGGCUAAGAGGACAUGACCGUUUUCCCCCUGUUCCAUAGCUGCAAAGAACAGUAUGGGGAACUUUGCUGCUGUACAACCUGCUGUGAUUUUUAAGCAGGGGCAAUGCUGUGUUCUUAUGUAUUUUCACUUUGUUUCUAUGUUGAUACAUCAUAUGUUCUCUUUCUGAUACUUAGUUUUAUAUAUACACCGUAUAUAAAUAUAUAUUACAUAUUUUUCUAUAUUUAUGUCUUUUACUAUCCUGGAAGUGGUGUGAUUAUGUAAUCAUUCUUAAUCAGUCAAAUUAUGUUAAUGCCGACCUUUUUCUGAUAGUUGUAUUCACAUUUACAAUGAGAAAACUAUUCAUUCAUAACUUAAGUCUUCUUUGUUAGUAUUUAUACCCAAUGAAUAACUAUUCUCAGCACAUUUACUAUUAUUGGACCGACCAUGACUAGGGUUACAUACAGGCUGCAGCUAAUUAUCUGUAACAGUCAAGAGUUAACAGUUUAAUACGGGAAAUUACAUUCUAACUGCAGGUUCUCACCAUUAGUAAAGAGCACAUGCAUCUUUCAUUUUACUUGAUUGACUUCAGAACUUAUAAAUCUGUUAUAUUGUUAAACAACACGUUUAAAUGUAAUUAAGUGAAAUGUAUGCCAAAUAUUUACGUUUGCAAACUGAUGAUCUCAAAUAUUUAAAACGUACAUAAUUCAACACAAGAGCACAGUGGUCUGAUGUGAUUAGUUAAAAAAUAAAAGCCUAAUAUUGACCAAAUGUUUAAUACUUGGUUGGGCCUUUCGGGCUCCAUUAGUUUAAGAAGAAAUGAGAAUAUUUUAUUCAGAAAAAAAAGAAUAAAGUAUUUGCCGGAAAAUAAUUUCAAAGCUGCUAAAGACUGUCCACCCAGACCUCUUUAUGUUUAAGAUCUGUUUUAAGCCUGAGUCAAGAUUGAGUCAGAGGAUUAAUGAUAGAUAUGUUUACAUGUCAUUUUUCAGCAAGUUAUUUGCUGAAAGACAGUACAGCUUGAGGCAUUUUCUGACUAGCAUUACAGUGACCUCUUGUGGUAAAGUUUCAAAACGAAAUGCUGUAAAAUGAGGUAUUGUUUAAUUUGAGCACAUUAUUGUAAUUGGUUUGGAGGUUCAUGCUUUAAGGCAGUACACAUUUUAAAAUACUCUGAAAAUGUUCAGAUAAUCUAAAAAGUAUACACUUCCGUACCGGGCCAUAAUAGACAACCCUCUUUCCAGGUGAAUCAAAUACUUUUGUUAAAUCCAGUGUGAACCAGCACAGAUCCUACAAGCUCUAAAAUACAUGUUGCUCUUAGGCUAAUGACAAGCAAAUGUUUUCCAGACAAUCAUUUACAUUUUCUACAAGCCACUUUGUUUUGCUAAAAUAAAAGCACACCUGCAAAUAAUUUUAGGGAGUUUUAUACAGAAAAGUUUAAGGCUGAAAAAAGGUAUAAACAUUACCUACCAUGUUUCUUUCUUCCUACAGUUGAAGCGACUGCAGCUUGUUACAGUACCAAGGAGCUGUAAUGGAACAGUUUAAGAUAUUAGUGGUAAUUUUACAUUUUUAUAUGAACCAUAACAAUGCAAAUGUAUGUAUGGAAAUAAGGUUUCUUGUAUAUCUUGACUAGCUAUUCAAAUUUUAAUUUAAAAAUACUUCCUGAAAACAUGGAUUUGAUUAAAUAAGCUGCCACACACAAGCUCUGCCAGUCCUACAAGCUACAGUAUUUAACUUUAGACAUGUAGAAAGUCAAGUUUUAGUAUUGUUUGUAGGUUGAAGAGGUUUUGACUAAUACAUUUAAAAAAAAAGCUCCAUAAUAGAAGGAAUGGAGCAUGUAUACAGUAUGGAUGAUAGGGUUGUGGGUGAAAUACAUUAAGUUCAUUCAACAGCAGCUGUUUCUAGGUUAAGUUUGUAGAGAUUAAAAGGAGUUCCUUGUUCUGGUCUCGUAACAAAAUGUUGAGGACAGUAAUAAGGCAGCAUAAACUGAGUAUGUACCCAUCACAACUUGUCAUAAGUCUGCGCAUAUAUAUUUUGUAUUUAUUUCAUUAAAUGGUUUAAUUUUAUUAAAAAGCAUCUAAAUUAUUUUUUUAUUUUACAUUCAUUUAUGUAAAUUUCUCAAUGAACUACCCUCAUGUACAAAUAAAGUAUUUGUUUCUGCUCUCUUUUAAA